This is a messenger RNA of Platichthys flesus (European flounder), 2844 nucleotides long. RefSeq lists its product as uncharacterized. The record is from RefSeq and is a predicted model, not a curated record. The coding region runs from base 1855 to 2487 and encodes 210 amino acids. Lineage: Eukaryota; Metazoa; Chordata; Actinopteri; Pleuronectiformes; Pleuronectidae. The transcript is spliced from 7 exons.
CUUACUUUGUGAGGUCCAGUGGCAAGGAGCACACCAACGGUAUGGGGCCCUCAGACGGUGUGGGGCCCAAAAUGGUGGGCCCCACAACGUUUAUUGCUUUAAAUGAGCUCUGGAACCUCCCCUAAUGCCCCUGUUGCUUCUUCUUCACUUGGCCCACAAGGUAACAAAAAGUGGAAACGUGUGUUUGAAAUUAUUUGCUCUCUAUCGCCCCCUACUUCCGGUUUUCCCAUUUUCGCCGAUACACACCAAGUAGAAGUGUGUAAACUUUCAGCCAAUGAUACGGGACGUGGGCGGGGCUUAGCGAAUGCCGCGCUGUGGACCGGGCCUGCAGCUCAAUGGAUGACAGAGGAAGAGGGUCCAGCCGGCAGAAGAUGCAAUAUCGUGGGUUCUGUCUUCAAGGGACAAGCAGUGUUUUAUAGAAAAAUAUAUUGAUAGUUACAAAGGUAAGAAGCAUGUCUGGUCCAGUCGGUGUAGCAUAUUGUGCAUUUCUCAGUACUAUUCAUUAACAUGUACAUAUGGUAUAAAUAAUUAUUUGAAAUAGACGUCAGAAGCAGAUAUCUUUAAAAACAUCUUGCUUGUGGCUGCUGUUUAAGUAAAAUGCAGCCUUGUAUGGGCAAUUUUACAUAAGCCUGUCUUCUAUCAUGAAUAUUUACAUUAAAUAUAGAUGCAAUUGCACAACUUUUUUUUGUGGUAUAUGGCUUGUGUGCACAUGCAUUAUAAAUAAAUAUCCUUUUUGUUGGAGAAUGAUUACAUGCUAGCUUCAACUUAUUUAAAAGAGGGCUGCAUAAUUAAUCAAAUAGUAAUUGUGAUCAUUAUUUUGGUCUUCCACAAUUAAAUAAACAUGAUCGACUGCGAUAUUGACAUAUACAAUCCAACAGAGUAGACAGCUAGACAAAAAUCAGAGGCAGAGUCUCAGAGCUAGUCUCUCGAAACAAAGCAUCGUCCCAUGGGUUUUUAGGUAAUUCAGAUUCAGGAGAGUUGUGAUCAUAAACAACAAAAAUCUUAUCCAAAGAGUGCAUGCCACUUGCCUGCUCCACAAAGCAACACAAAUAUUAAACCCCCUGAAUAAAUCUCCAUGAACUGCGGUUUAGGAUUGGUAAUGAAUAAUCGAUAUUCAUAUAUUCGUUCAUUAAGAAUUAUUCGAAUAACAUCCAAGCCUAAUGAAUAUCGUUCUAGUCCCGCGCAUUAUGAGAAGAACAUCUUCCGGUAUCUUGUGGAGCUCGACUUCCUACAGCAGAUGAGUGUAACGGGUGCUAAAUCCCUGUCAGAUAUCUUAACGAACUUUAAGUUCAUGGUCAGUGAUUUGUACAUCUAAAGAAAAUAUGUAUUCACUCUAACCGUCCCAUCCUUUCCCGUAAACUCACAGACCAGGGUUCCUAAACUGAAAAAGAAUGCCUUAGCGAAUGAUCGAUUAAUUGUUCAAUAACGUUAUGAAUAUUCGAACAUGAAAUCUCCUCUAAAGUCCCAUCCCUACUGCGGUUCGAUAAAUGCAUGAAGGCCAAGAAGGAGAAUAUUGUAUUGAUCCAAUAUUUCGCCGCUGCUCAAACAUCAACUCAAAAAUCAUGAACCGCAACACUGUGAAGGGUGUUAUCAUUGUAAGGUAGCGAACUGAUGGAAAACAUGAAAAUUAAUGCAGUGCUCUCUUUAGGUACAAAUCUGUGAAUAUUUUGCAUCAAUUUCAAUCAUGUUUUUGCCUCUAUUAGAUGCCCUGUGAAUGGGAUUUUGAAAUCAUGCUCUUUUUAUUUAAAUGUUAAAGUACUCUAUAAUCAAUUGAUAAUUUACAUGAAACCCUUUUGGUUAUAAUCAUGUAGCCCUACAUAGUGUAAUAGGAGGUUUUGUUACUUUUUAGUAUUGAUGCUUCCAAAGAAGACGGAUCCCUUGGAAGAUUGGUUAAUGAAAACAACAAAUAUCGAAACUGCACCAUACAACAAGCCAAACUUAUGCCUAUUUUCCAUUAAGCUUAUUGAGGUAGGAACCGAAAUAAUCUCCUACUCUGGUGACUCAAAAGGGCCAAGCCAUGAAAAGGUGACCAACUUGCAGACUCCUGCUGUGGCAGUAGAGACCCAGAUAUUAAAAGCAGAUCCGAGCUCCCAAGGAGAUUCCAGUACUGAACUUGCAAAAUCGCAGGUGACCAACUUGCAGACUCCUGCUAUAGAGACCCAGAUAUUAAAAGCAGAUCCGAGCUCCCAAGGAGAUUCCAGUCCUGAACUUGCAAAAUCGCAGGUGAUCAACUUGCAGACUCCUGCUGUGGCAGUAGAGACCCAGAUAUUAAAAGCAGAUCCGAGCUCCCAUGGAGAUUCCAAUACUGAACUUGCAAACUUGCAGGUGAUCAACUUGCAGACUCCUGCUGUGGCAGUAGAGACCCAGAUAUUAAAAGCAGAUCCGAGCUCUCAUGGAGAUUCCAAUACUGAACUUGCAAACUUGCAGGUGAUCAACUUGCAGACUCCUGCUGUGGCAGUGGAGACUGGAAAGCAGUCAAGUAUUUAAUAAAAAAAUAGGAUUACUGCUAUGAAAAGGAAAAUGUAUGAAUUUGCAAGUUAAUAUUGUUGUUGAGUAUGUAUUUAAUAUUUUCGUGUGUGUUAUGUUGAAUGUGCCUGCCAUUAUGGGUUGGCCGGGGUCUAUACCCUAAGUGAGAGGAGCUUUUUUUUUUUUUUUUUACACAAUUUUUGUUUUGUACAAUGUUUGUAUUUAAUAUUUUGUAGUUAUGUUAAAUGUGCCUACCAUAAAGGGUUGGUCUGGUUCUAUACCCAGAGUUUAAACAAAAAUGUUGUUUGUGAGAGCAGCUUUUUUUCCACAAAACAUUGUUUAGUACAAAUUCUUGAAUAAAAGUCUCCAUGAUCCAGA